AUGGGUUGCGUACAAUCAUCAGGCGUUGACGACGAGGCCAAGGCUCGCAAUGACGAGAUUGAGAACCAACUGAAGAGGGAUCGAAUGAUGGCCAAGAACGAGAUCAAGAUGUUGCUUCUGGGAGCUGGAGAAUCUGGCAAGUCAACGGUGCUCAAGCAAAUGAAGCUCAUUCACCACGGCGGUUACAACGAACAAGAGCGAGAUUCGUAUAAGGAAAUUAUAUUCUCGAACACUAUACAAUCCAUGCGCGCCAUCCUCGAAGCGAUGCCUCAGCUAGAUAUUUCUCUUGCGCCGCAAAAUGAUGCCAGGCGCGCCAUAAUAAUGGCGUUACCGCUGCAAGUUGAAGUCGAUGUUCUUCCUCGCGAUGUCGGAGAUGCUAUUCGAGGCCUUUGGCGGGACCCCGGUGUCAAGGAAGCCGUUCGCCGUUCUCGUGAAUUUCAGCUCAACGACUCCGCCAUCUAUUACUUUAAUGCUAUAGACCGCAUGUCGUCGCCUGGGUACAUGCCCACGGAUCAAGACAUCCUCCGCAGUCGAGUCAAGACCACUGGUAUUACGGAGACAACCUUCAAGGUUGGCGAGCUUACGUACAAGCUCUUCGACGUCGGAGGCCAACGGAGUGAACGCAAGAAGUGGAUACAUUGUUUCGAGAAUGUAACGGCGCUGGUAUUCUUGGUCAGUUUAAGCGAGUACGAUCAGAUGCUGUACGAGGACGAGAGUGUGAAUCGAAUGCAGGAGGCACUAACCCUCUUCGACUCAAUAUGCAACUCCCGUUGGUUUGUCAAAACCUCCAUCAUUCUUUUCCUCAACAAAAUCGAUCUCUUCGCCGAAAAGCUACCACGAUCACCACUGGGUGACUACUUCCCUGACUACACCGGCGGGGACAACUAUGACGCUGCUUGCAACUACCUCUUGAAUCGUUUCGUCUCCCUGAAUCAGAGUGCAGCUACGAAGCAAAUCUACGCGCACUACACUUGCGCGACAGAUACUCAGCAGAUCAAAUUUGUCCUCAGCGCUAUCCAAGACAUUCUUCUCCAGCUCCAUCUGCGAGAAUGCGGACUCCUAUGA
Messenger RNA from Pleurotus ostreatus (oyster mushroom), 1065 nucleotides. RefSeq names its product guanine nucleotide-binding protein subunit alpha (gene GPA1). Gene Ontology annotation, cellular component: heterotrimeric G-protein complex. Lineage: Eukaryota; Fungi; Basidiomycota; Agaricomycetes; Agaricales; Pleurotaceae. The record is from RefSeq and is a predicted model, not a curated record. Bases 1 to 1065 code for a protein of 354 amino acids. Gene Ontology annotation, biological process: G protein-coupled receptor signaling pathway. Gene Ontology annotation, molecular function: GTP binding; G protein-coupled receptor binding; G-protein beta/gamma-subunit complex binding. The transcript is spliced from 7 exons.